Messenger RNA from Henningerozyma blattae CBS 6284, 2244 nucleotides. Its product is annotated as alpha-mannosyltransferase. Gene Ontology annotation, biological process: protein O-linked glycosylation. Gene Ontology annotation, cellular component: Golgi apparatus. The coding region runs from base 1 to 2244 and encodes 747 amino acids. Gene Ontology annotation, molecular function: alpha-1,3-mannosyltransferase activity. The transcript has a single exon. NCBI's taxonomy places the organism in Eukaryota, Fungi, Ascomycota, Saccharomycetes, Saccharomycetales, Saccharomycetaceae. The record is from RefSeq and is a predicted model, not a curated record.
AUGUAUACCAAGAUGAUAUCCAAUAAAUUUUGCAUACUGAAUUCAAAACUGGGAAGAUUUGUGUUACUAUCAGUAUCAUUAUUAAUUUUAUUAAUUGUAUUAACGAAAAGUAACGAUAGACAUGUUUUUUAUUUGAAACCUUUCUACCAAACAGAUUUUCGUUUAAAUCACCUAAACAAAUAUUUAUCGCAUCAUUUUGAUGAUAUGGAAAUACGACCUGUAACUCAUGGUCCAUAUUCACCCAUAGAUUAUAUUCCUGAAUAUGAUAGAUUGGUUGCUUUAGAGAGAAAAUCCACGUGGAAUCCAUUUGAAAGAUUAAAAUUUCACGAUUUUAAUGAAUUGUUGCUACAGGAUAGAUGCAAUUUUUACUUUCGUGAAUUGUAUAAUUUGAACACUGAUUGGUCAAAUGAUUAUCAUAGGUUAAAAUUUGAUAUUUAUGAGGAGACUGACUUCAAGCAGGAAAAUUUAGGGGACAAUCAACUUUUAAAUGAUAAAGAGAUAAUUAGAAUAUUUAAUAAGAAAAAUGACGUAAAAUUGGCAUUACAAAGAUUAAGAAUUUAUGAUAGAUGCUUUAUUCAGAAUGAUAAUCUAGAUAUUAGAGGCAUAUUUAAUGAUUCAAUAAUUCCCUCAAAAAAUAUUCAACAAAAGAAACAUAUCAAAAGGGACUUACAAGAGCGGGCGUUAAAUAAAAGAGAUAUGAUUAAUAAAGAUAAUUAUAAGGAGUUUGACAUAUGGGACUUUGAAAAAAGAAUGUUUCCUUUCCUUAAAAAAUUUGAUGAGAAAUCUAUAAAAGAAUUUAUACCUAAUAUAAUAUAUGGAUCGAAAACCCUUCCAAGGGGUAAAAUUCCAAUCUUAACUGAUGAUACAAGGUUGAAAGCAAAAUUGUCUGAUUUUACAUAUGAUCCUUCAAAAUCCUUCUGGUCAAAUUGGAAUUUUAUGAGCCACAAUAUUGCACGCCGUGGCAUUUCUAUGUGCAUUGGUGAUGGGCAGUUAAAAUUAGCUCUAAAAUUAAUCACAACUUUGAGAUAUUCAGGAAAUACCUUACCUAUUCAAAUUAUUAUGAAAAAGGGUGAAUUAAGCAAAGGUAGCAUUGAAAAAUUAAUUUUUGCUGCACAAGGUAAUAAUUUUAAAUUCCGUAUAGAUAAAGAUGAAUACAAACCAGCCAGUUCUUAUAUGCCUCAAGAGAUUUUGUUUACAGACAUUACAGACCUACUUGAUCCUGAGUUCUUGAAUGAUUUUCAAUGGUUCAAGAAUAAAUGGCUGGCAUCAAUUUUUAAUGUUUUUGAAGAAAAUAUAUUUUUGGAUGCAGAUGUUGUACCCUAUGUCGAUUUAAAUUUUUUCUUUAACACUAAAGAGUAUAAUGAAACUGGUACUAUUUUUUUUAAAGAUCGUUCGUUUGAACAAAUUAAUACUGAAAAAUGCGAUGCUUUUCUUGAAUCUAUUAACCCACUAUUACCUGAGGGAAAAUAUUUCGAUAACCACCCUUACAUUGAUACGGAAUAUGUAUCAUCGGAAUGUGAAUAUCUACUAAAUCCUACCGAAGCAGUUUAUAAGAAUUUUUUUAUCAAUCGGAAUCAACAUCAAAUGGAGGCAGGCCUUUACGCAGUAGAUAUGAGGAGUCACAUAAUCCCACUUAUUGUAGGUAUGACACUACAUAUGCUACCUGUGGCUACAUGCAGUUACGGUGAUAAGGAGUUCUUUUGGCUAGGUUUUUUAGCAUCUGGACACUCAUACGCUUUCCAUCCAAUGAAUGUAGCAACUGUGGGAUAUUAUAAACAGUUACACAAUACAGGAGAUAAAAUAGUUGAUAAGGUAUGUUCUACUCAAAUUGCUCAUAUGGAUACCGAUUAUCGUAUGUUGUGGACAAAUGCAGGUGCAUCUGUCUGUAAAAAACCUGAAGAUUCCCAAGUGGAUUGGGAGCGUAAAGGGUCGAAGUGGCCAAAAGAUGUUUGUAAUAGUGCUAAGGAGAUCGAAGAUUAUUAUAAUUCUCCAGUAGAUCCUCGGUGGGCUAUGGUUUCAAAAGGGGAAAGUUCUGGGUGGGAGAGAUUAAGUGACAGUUGUCAAGGGUAUAUGUGGUGUGCAUUUCGUCAGAAAUCUCGUAAAGAAUUUAGUUAUGAUGAAUAUACUGAAAAAGGUCAUCUUGUAGAAUAUACUGGAGAAGAAUAUGAGCAUAUCAAAACUAUUAAUUUUGUGUGGAGUUACUUAGAAGAAGGAAUGAUUGGAAAAGUUGAGUUACAAGAAUAA